CCCUUAUAUAAACAGCUUUCUGAAAAUUGAAAGCAAUAGCUUAAUCAGUAUUACUGUCGCUAAUUAAGAUCCUCCAUGGCCGAUUAUCAAGGCUACUUCAUACUUUUCUUCGUUUGGCUGGUCUCCGUGAUUUUGGUCAAAGCAAUCUUGAGAAAAACCAAGACCACGUAUCGUCUUCCACCAAGCCCGCUGGCCUUACCAAUCAUUGGACAUCUACACCUUCUUGGUCCAAUACCUCACCAAGCUUUUCACAAGCUUUCAACUCGCUAUGGACCAUUAAUUCAUCUGUUCCUUGGUUCUGUCCCUUGUGUUGUUGCUUCCUCCCCUGAAAUAGCUAAAGAGUUUCUCAAAACACAUGAAUUUUCUUUCCUUGACCGUCCAUGCAUAGCUGCUGUUGACUAUCUCACAUAUGGCUCAGCUGAUUUCUCAUUUACUCCUUACGGACCUUACUGGAAGUUCAUGAAGAAAGUAUGCAUGACUGAACUUCUUAGUGGCCCAACUCUUAAAAAUUUUCUUCCAGUCAGGUCUGAAGAGAUAAAGCAGUUUUUGCAGUUGAUGCUAAAUAAAGCAAACGCAAGGGAGGCAGCUGAUGUUGGACGAGAGCUUAUAGGGAUGGCAAAUCACGUAGUAUCCAGAAUGACUAUGGGCCAAAGAUGUUCCAGUAAUGAAGAAGAAGCCGAUGAGAUAAGGAAGUUGGUGCAUGAUGUUGCUGAGCUUACCGGGAAGUUUAAUUUGCAAGAUUUUAUUUGGUUCUGCAAGAACUUAGAUCUGCAGGGGUUUGGGAAAAGGUUGAAGGACGUUCGUGACAAAUUUGAUAAUUUGAUGGAGAGAAUUAUAAAGGAGCAUGAAGAGACAAGGAAGAUAAAUAAGAAAACAGGUGGAGAUGAGGCACCGAAGGAUUUACUUGACAUUCUACUGGACAUAUCAGAAGAUGAGAGCUCAGAAAUGAAGUUGACCAGAGAAAACAUUAAGUCCUUCAUCCUGGAUAUUUUUGCAGCUGGGACUGAUACAUCCGCUAUAACGGUAGAAUGGGCGCUGUCAGAACUAAUCAAUCAUCCAGAGAUAAUGAAAAAAGCAAGAGAAGAGAUUGAUUCUGUAGUAGGAAAGAGCAGACUAGUAGAAGAAUCAGACAUUGCCAACCUCCCCUACCUCCAAGCUAUAGUAAAGGAAACACUAAGGCUUCACCCCACUGGUCCAAUGAUCGUGAGAGAGUCAACUGAAAACUGCACUAUAAAUGGUUACGACAUUCCAGCAAGGACAAGACUCUUCGUUAACACAUGGGCUAUAGGUAGAGAUCCGAACCACUGGGAGAACCCACUUGAAUUCCACCCGGAAAGGUUUGUUGUUGAAGAUGGAAAGAGUCAGUUGGAUGUUCGAGGACAACAUUUUCAUCUGUUGCCUUUCGGAAGUGGAAGAAGAUCAUGCCCUGGAACCUCACUAGCACUGAACGUGGUUCAGGCAACUCUUUCUGCUAUGAUUCAGUGCUUUGAUUGGAAGCUUUCUGGAGGAGUUGUCACUGCUGACAUGGAAGAAGGACCUGGACUAACUCUUCCAAGAGCUCAUCCUCUAAUUUGUGUCCCAGUUACUAGGCUUAAUCCACUUCCAUUACUCUGAUUAUUCACGAAAGAAUAAGAAACUAGACCUGCUGAUCCUUCCUAAUUGUGUGGUUCUUU
Molecule: messenger RNA, 1673 nt
Organism: Pistacia vera
Lineage: Eukaryota; Viridiplantae; Streptophyta; Magnoliopsida; Sapindales; Anacardiaceae
Product: cytochrome P450 93A3-like
Exons: 2
Coding region: 76-1614 (512 amino acids)
Cellular component (GO): membrane
Molecular function (GO): iron ion binding; oxidoreductase activity, acting on paired donors, with incorporation or reduction of molecular oxygen, NAD(P)H as one donor, and incorporation of one atom of oxygen; heme binding
Source: RefSeq, a predicted model, not a curated record